This is a messenger RNA of Cyprinodon tularosa, 3922 nucleotides long. RefSeq names its product TBC1 domain family, member 31 (gene tbc1d31). The record is from RefSeq and is a predicted model, not a curated record. NCBI's taxonomy places the organism in Eukaryota, Metazoa, Chordata, Actinopteri, Cyprinodontiformes, Cyprinodontidae. The transcript is spliced from 23 exons. Gene Ontology annotation, molecular function: protein binding. The coding region runs from base 311 to 3547 and encodes 1078 amino acids. Gene Ontology annotation, cellular component: centrosome.
UAUAAGCGACGAAAAGCCGUCUUCUUCAUAACAACCAGGAAAGCUGUCUAAAUAGCUGCAGUUUAGGAUUUAUUAGCUCAGUAGUUAAAGCUAAUUUUGCUUUCUGCUACCUGGAGAUGUUUAUUUAGUUAUUUUUAUAUAUUCUUACGGCGUUUUUUCUCAAAUGUAGAUCUUCUUUUUAAAUUUCGCGCUGUUUGCUCCGCCUCUGUUUCGGUCGCCUCCGUUGGUUCCCUCAUCCUGAGCUGAGGUACAGCAGGAGAUUAGUUUAUUCCCGUCGUUAUUAAUCAUCGGUAGACGCGUUUCUUUUUAAAUGGAGGUGACGGAUAUAGGAAACAAAGAAGAAGGAAAGAUUUGGCUUCGAAAACCAACACCUGGCAGAAGGUCUCCUGCCCUUCUCAGAGUAUUGGUGACAGUGGUCCGCACUGCCCAGCAGACCAAGACGGUGCGUUUCUUACAUGUGGCCUUCGACACCACAGGGGACUGCUUCCUGGCAGGAGAUCGCCAUGGCAACAUCUACCUCUUUGACAUCAGCAGAAACAGGUUUCGCUUGGUGCAGAAAACAGGACAAGCGUGUACCGCUAUUGCUUUUAGCCUCCGCAGGACAACUGAGUUUCUUGUAGCUCUGGCUGACUACAGCAUCAAAUGCUUCGACAAAGACACCAAGCAGCUGGUGAGUUGGAUGCGAGGUCAUGAGGGAGCUGUUUCAUCCAUCUCCGUCCAUAGCUCAGGCCGCUACGCUAUCACAACAUCAUCAGACACAGCGCAGCUCUGGGACCUGGACACCUUCCAGAGGAAGAGGAAGCUGAACAUCAGACAGUCUGUCAGCAUACAGAAGGUGUUUUUCCUUCCCCUCAGCAACACCAUCCUCAGCUGUUUCAGUGAUGACUCCAUCUUUGCCUGGGAGAGCGACACCCUGUUCUGCAAAUACCAGCUUCCCGUUCCUGACUCUGAACCCAGAAUCUCUUAUAAGGCCUUUGCUGUCACACGUAAUGGUAAAAGCCUAGCUGCAGGCGGCCGCUCCAACCUGUUACACCUGUGGUGUUUGGAAAGCCAGCAGCUGGUCAGGGUGAUCCAGAUGCCAACUCAGGUCCGAAGUGUCAGGCAGCUGGAGUUCCUGUCUGAGAGCUUUGAUGGAGGAGCCAGCCAGACGUUGGGAGUGUUGAGCCAGGAUGGUGUGAUGCGGUUUGUCAACAUCCUCACAUGCAAACUUCUCUUCCACAUGGGUUCUGUGGAUGAGGCCAUCACAGCCGUCGCAGUCGGCCCAAACAGUCGGCAUAUCGUAGCUAUCAUGGAUAACGGCAGCAUUAACAUCUACAGCAUGCAGAGCGUGACGCAGGAGUUAAACAAGCCUCCUCCGUUUAAGGUAGCUGUGGUCUCUGGAGGGGAAGCUGAUCAGGACUUUUCUAACAUAAAGAUCAAGGUUAAAUCAGAGAAGAUUCAGAGACCAGCCAAGAGCUCAGGCAGAGGAACAAAGGUGAAGACACUAAGGCCACCUGCAGGGUCUGCAGCUGACGACAAAGAGAAUGAACUACCGUCUGGUCUGAAUAAGAAGAGGCUUUUAGCUCUGCUGAAAGCUUUUGGAGAAUUUCCAGCUAAAUACAGGAUGUUUGUAUGGAGGUCUUUGCUGUGUCUCCCAGAGAACUACGCAGCUUACAGCAGUCUGACUGACAAAGGUCUGCAUUCAGCAUUCCUUACCCUGCAUGAUAAGUACCCCAUCAAAAGCCUCAAGCUGCAGAGGGGCCUGCAAAGGGUUUUGUCUGCCUUAGCUCAUUGGGCAGCCAUUUUUGCUGAGGUUGAAUAUCUCCCUUUGGUAGCUUUUCCUUUUGUUAAGCUUUUCCAGAACAAUCCCAUGCUCUGCUUUGAGGUGGUGGCUACUGUCAUAGUGAACUGGUGCCAACACUGGUUUGAGUAUUUCCCCAACCCUCCUCUGAACAUCCUGAGCAGGGUAGAGAACGUUCUGGCGCAUCACGACAAGGAGCUGCUGCAGCACCUGGUGGACUGCGGCAUCUCCUCACAGCUGUAUUUGUGGCCCCUGUUGGAGACGUUAUUCUCAGAGGUUCUAACACGUGAUGAGUGGCUCCGCCUGUUUGACAACAUCUUCUCCAACCACCCCUCCUUCCUGCUGAUGGCCUGUGUGGCUUACGUCAUCUCCUGUCGGGAACCUCUGCUGCUGUGCUCCCAGAAGAAGGACUUUGAGUACUUUUUUCACCAUCGAAACAACCUGGAUGUUGGGGCUAUGAUAAAGGAGGCUUACAGGAUCAUGUGCAGCACGCCAGCGGACAUUCACCCCCAAACCAUGCUCUCCGACUUUACGCCCCUCACCAGCGGCCAAUACCCCGUCUUCAACCAGUACCCAGAAUUCAUAGUGGAAUACCAAAGCAGGGAGAGGGAGCGAAUACGGCUGCAGGAGAUGGAGUAUAUAAAAGAGCGGCAGGAGCUGUCAGCUCUCCGUGCAGAUUUUGUGCUUCGCCAGGCUGAAGAGAAAGCCUACUUUGCCCAACAGGAGUUGCUUCAGAAAGCAGAGGAGCAGCGCAGGAACAUCCUGGCACAGGAAGAGGAGAAGCUAGCACAGCAGAGGAAAAAGUUGGCAGCUAUGAAGAGAGAGCUGAAGGUGAAGGAGUUACACCUGCUGGACGCAACUAGAAGACGCUUUCUGAAACAACAACAGGAGCUCCAAGCCUCACAGAUUCAGAGACUGGAUCAGGAGAUCAGCUGGAAGAUGGAUCUGCGUGAGCAAGAGACGGCUGCAGCAGUUCAGGACCUAGAAGUCAGACAGAUGGAGCUGGAGGCACAGAGGAAGCAACUUGAGCAGGACCUGCUGAAGGAACAGAAGCGUUUUGGACUUGAGGUGGAAGAAGAAGUACAGCUAAAAAUGAGGGAGGCCGAGAGGGCAGAGGAGAGUUACUCAGAGAUGCUGCACAACACAGAGAAAAACCUGCAGGCCCUGGAGGAGUCCCUGGCAGAGGCACACCAGCUGGGCAUGGAGUCCGACUGGCAGAGGGAGGUGCUGGAUCGCCUGCAGCGGGUCGAUGCUGAGCAGGAGAGGAAGAGGGAGAGACUGGCACAGCUUCAAAGGCAAACUCUGGCAGAGGAGGAGAGGCUGGCUUACACCAUGAGAGAAGUGGGAGGAAGAAAACGGGAUGAAGCGGCGAGUAUCAGAUCACAGCUACAGGAGCAGAGAGCUGCCUGGUCCACAGCAGAACCAGGAGUGAGACAGAGGAAGACACAGUCACAGUGUCCGUCUCAAGGACCUUUGCCUAGACCUGCUGCCUCUGUUGCAGCCAAAGGUGUAAAUACAGCUGUGGGAGGCUGCGGGGCCCCCAUCCAGAGGCAGGCAGGAGCCACCAUGGUGUGUCUGAACAGCAGCUCACCCUCAGGGAGCACCUCCACCAACUUCUCCUUGGACCGAGGUCGGGCCCAUUUGGACAGCAGUGAGCGGGAGCUACUGAAGGAAAUCAGGGAACUGAGACAGAAGCUGGCAGCCAGAGCCAGAGAGACCUGCUCAGCCUCCUCACAGUCUGUCCACACGCUGUCUUCUGUCUCCUAGUGACCACCAGCUGCCUUCUGUCAUCUGUCUGUGUUAGGAAACAUAUUCUGAACCUAAGCUCUCUGCAGCAUAACACAAACAGUGACUCAGACUGUGGACCAAACGGACUAGCUGCUGCCUGUUUUUCUGGCACGCAUCCUUCCACCUCAGACGGAUUAUAGGUUUUUAUCUGAUGAUAACUCAAAUAGACUGAAUUUACAAGAUAAUUCUUUUACCUUUUAUCCUUGAUACAUGUUUGCAACUUUAUUAAAUUCAGUUCUUAUUCAGCCUGUUUACGUGUCUCUGCAAUCUCUGCAUCUUUCUUUCCUUAUUUGUCUUUCUUGUUUCAGCUCUUUGAACAGUCCUUACUCAGCAGGUGCUUUAGAAGCAUCAGGG